Messenger RNA from Gymnogyps californianus (California condor), 2410 nucleotides. It is a transcript of the gene SLC25A16, whose product is annotated as solute carrier family 25 member 16. The record is from RefSeq and is a predicted model, not a curated record. The transcript has 9 exons. Bases 1 to 963 code for a protein of 320 amino acids. NCBI's taxonomy places the organism in Eukaryota, Metazoa, Chordata, Aves, Accipitriformes, Cathartidae. Gene Ontology annotation, biological process: transmembrane transport. Gene Ontology annotation, cellular component: mitochondrial inner membrane.
AUGGCUUCCCCGGCGGCGGCGGGGCCCGGCGCCGCGCUGCCCCCGGGCGCGGCGCGCCGCGACUUCUACUGGCUGCGCUCCUUCAUCGCCGGAGGUGUUGCAGGAUGUUGUGCCAAAACAACUACUGCACCACUGGAUCGAGUAAAGAUUUUGCUGCAAGCUCAUAACCACCAUUACAAACAUCUAGGAGUGUUUUCUACAUUGUGUGCUGUCCCCAAAAAGGAAGGUUACCUUGGGCUGUAUAAAGGAAACGGGGCAAUGAUGAUUAGAAUCUUUCCAUAUGGCGCAAUUCAGUUUAUGGCAUUUGACCAAUAUAAAAAGGUAAUAAAGAAGCAACUUGGGAUUUCAGGGCACGUGCAUCGAUUAAUGGCUGGAUCCAUGGCAGGUAUUACAGCAGUGAUUUGUACUUACCCUCUUGAUAUGGUUAGAGUUCGUCUGGCAUUCCAAGUAAAAGGGGAACACAAGUACAUGGGAAUUAUCCAUGCAUUCAAGAUGAUUUACACAAAGGAAGGCGGUUUUAGUGGGUUCUACAGAGGGCUGAUGCCAACUGUUGUAGGAAUGGCACCAUACGCGGGUUUUUCAUUUUUUACCUUUGGUACCUUAAAGAGCAUUGGACUUGCUCAAGCACCUAACUUGCUUGGACGGCCUUCAUUAGAUAAUCCCGAUGUCUUAGUUUUGAAAACACAUGUAAAUCUGCUGUGUGGUGGCAUAGCUGGAGCAAUAGCUCAGACGAUAUCAUAUCCCCUUGAUGUAACACGUAGGCGAAUGCAGUUAGGAGCAGUUCUCCCAGACUCUGAAAAGUGCCUUACAAUGGUGCAGACACUGAAAUAUGUGUAUCAACAGCAUGGAAUACGAAGAGGAUUAUACCGUGGUUUAUCUCUAAAUUACAUUCGUUGCAUUCCUUCCCAGGCUGUGGCUUUUACCACAUAUGAACUUAUGAAACAAUUCUUGCACCUCAACUAACUUUUUUUUUUAGAAGACUUUCCUGUAAAACUAAACUAUCAAUCCUCAAAUUAUAUUGUAAUUACUUGAAGUUUAAAAAAAAAAAAGCUGUUUGUUACUGUGGAACUGCUGUUGUCUGACAUUUUUAUUUGCCAAAACGUGGUUAAUUUCCUGGAGUCAAACCAGGAGACAGAUCAAAAUAAACAUUAGUUAGCUAUAAACAUUUUUUUGCACUUGAUCUUCUAGGCUUCAUUAGAUUAAUGUUAAGAAUUACACAGUUUUAAAAUUACACCCACAUUUUACAUGGGUUUCAAGCUGUAGUUAUUUAGCUUUAUCACCAUUCCAGGAGUUACACACAUGAUUAUAUUGCUUUUUAAGCUAGUAGUUAGACAUCUGUUCUUCUUUAAAAAUUAAAUUGAAUAAACUGAUUUGAACAAAAUGCAAUGAUUUUCAUAUUCAUAUACUUGCCAGCUCUGUAGAAGCUGAACUCAGCAGACCACAACUUAAGCAUCUUUUUGUUCUUUUUUUGUACAAGUUUUCUGUAUGCAAGAACAAUGCAUAUAUCUUCAGAUUGGUACAUAUGAAAGUCUCUUCAACCAUUUCAAUAAAAAAAAUGACAAGAUGUACUUAACGUUAUUAGAAAUCUUGCAAUUUGGAGACCAGUUUCUUGGCAUGCAUUCUAUUCUAAAAAAUGCUGUAUCUACACAAAUAAAACCAGGGGGAACUUUUACAGUGACAAGUGCUAGAAAAGAUCUCCUUAAGGCAGUUAGUAUGGGCCUAAUCUUACAAGGCAUUUCUGUACCUCUUCUGUGGAGCUGAAUGUUCUUGAUUCAGUUUAUUGAAGGCUGAGUAUUUUAUGUACUUUCCAGUACUAGCUCAUGUAAACAGGUUUGUCCCUACCUUAAAACAUGGUGACAAACGAGACUGCAUGCUGCUGCAUUUACUUAUUUAGGCAUAUGGACCAUAUUCAACCUCUCACGCAAGAAAAGAAAAUGAAGAUUGUAUUGGAGUCUGUAGAUGUCUAUAUGUACUGUUUCUAAAGUAUGGUAUGCAAUAGACUAUUACAUGUUUUCCUCCUCCUACAAUUCCUUUUGUAGAGGGAAUUAUUUUCCAGACUUGUUUAUACAUGAUUUGCAUUGGUACUCUUGAUUUUACUCACUUGAUUCAGGAAAACUGUAAAGCAUUUACUUUAAGUGAUGUAAGUUAUUUAUUUAUUGUAAAUAUUUUAGCCGUGUCUUUUAAGAAUUGGUAAUGGUUAUGUUAAGUGGUGGAUGGUAAGAUCGAUUUGCUUAAUUUUGACAAAUUUGACAAACUGGAUUUUGAGUUAUAUAUUCAGUUCCAACUUUUGUGGCUCAAUUUUUUUUUUCCAGUUUCUUAAAAGUAUGUAUUUCUUUGAUAUUUAACAAUGUAGCUAUGGACAGAGAAUGAGAUGUAUUUGAAUUUAUUUUAUUAAAAAUUUUGAACUGUU